UCUUUAUUCAAACCGCACACGAUUUCCACCUCGUCUCCCCCCUUUCCGACCGUUGCGAAAUCUCCCUCGAGAAGAACUCAAAUUCGCCCCCCAUCGCAUCCCGCUCCCCACUCCCCCCCUCAUCCUCUUCGUCUCCCAGAGCUCGAGAAUCUGAGAAGCCCAGCGCAAGCGGCGGACCAGCAGGGCAUCCCGCGAUGGUGUCGAGGACGCCCACGAAGGCGCCGGCGGCCAGGCCCGGCACCGGCACCGGCAGCCCCGCGAAGCCGUCGCCGUCGCCGACCCCGGCGGCGAGGCGCCGCCAGGCCCUUCGCGGGGGCCGCCGCCCGUCCUCCACGAAGCGGAGGGCGUCCCCGCUCAAGUCCCUCGCGGCCGCCCCCGCCGCCGUGGCCUCCUCCUUCGGCCGCUCCGUGCGCUUCUGCCGCCGCCGCCUCAUCAAGGUCUUCGCCCGCCUCGCCGUCCUCGGCUCCCCGUCCAAGCGCAGGGCCGGGGCCACGGGGUUCCAGCGCCUCCGCUCCUCCUCGCCCCCGCCCACGCCGCACUUCUCGCCCCGCGCUCAGCGGCCCGGCAGGGUCCACGCCGCCGCGCUCCCGCCGCCGUCGGAUCCGGAAAAGAAGACCCUUUUUCUGGACCUCGACGAGACGCUCAUCCACUCCCAGACCGACCCGGCGCCGGCGCGCUACGACUUCACCGUGCGGCCGGUCAUCUGCGGCAAGGCGGUCACCUUCUACGUCUGCAAGCGCCCGGGCGUCGACGACUUUCUCCGCGCGGCGGCGGAGGCCUUCGAGGUCGUCAUCUUCACCGCGGGGCUGGAGCAGUACGCCUCGCUCGUGCUCGACCGCCUCGACCCCACGGGCGCGCUGAUCGCGCACCGCCUGUACCGCAGCGCCUGCCGAGACGACGGCGACGGCAGGCUCGUCAAGGACCUGUCGGCCACUGGCCGGGCUCCGGACUGCGCCAUCAUCGUCGACGACAACCCAAACGCCUACUCCCUGCAGCCAGAGAACGCCCUCCCGGUGGCGCCCUUCAUCGACGAUGCCAAUGACCAGGAGCUGGAGAAGGUCAUGCGAUUCUUGGACGCCGCCGCAGGGUUCGACGAUACCAGGGAGGCCAUCAGGUACUACAAGGAUCUCGUCACAGAGAAGUGAGCCGAGCGCCCGUGGCGCCGGCGAGGAGAUGGUGGUUGAAAAUUUCCCCUUCUUGGGUCUUCCUGAAUAUUGGUGAACUGGUUAGCAGAUGGUGGUGAGCAUUGAUCUUUCAGAAUCUUCCUGAAUGCAGUUUGUUAAAUAUUUCUAUGUGGUUCAAUGAAACUGAAACUGGAAUGUGCAUUGAAGAUGAAAUUGUGCAAUA
Triticum urartu is the source of this 1347-nucleotide messenger RNA. NCBI's taxonomy places the organism in Eukaryota, Viridiplantae, Streptophyta, Magnoliopsida, Poales, Poaceae. The record is from RefSeq and is a predicted model, not a curated record.